AUGGACGAUAACAAAUGGGUGCUCGACUCAUCAGUCGACCGUAAAGGACGAAUCCCUCUCCGUGCAAAGACCGGUUCAUGGAAGGCAGCCCUUUGCAUUAUAGUGAUGGAGUUUAGUGAGUGUCUAAGCUACUUUGCAAUAAUCACAAGCUUGAUCAUAUACCUUACGAAAGUGAUCGGUCAAGACGUGAAAACGGCUGCAAAGAACGUUAACUAUUGGAUGGGCGUCACCACCACAAUGCCACUGAUUGGCGGUUUUCUAGCCGACUCUUACCUCGGCCGGUUUUGGACGGUCAUGGCUGCCUCUGCUCUUUAUCUCCUGGGGUUGUUCUUGCUGACCAUGUCAAGUGUGGCCCCUGCCCUGAAGCCCUGUGCUGGCGACACCUGUCCCAAGGCUCGGAAGAUCCACGUGACGUUCUUCUUCCUCGCAAUUUACCUAAUCGCGAUAGCAACUGGCGGCCACAAGCCGACCCUCGAGAGCUUCGGUGCCGACCAAUUUGACGACGACCACCCGGAGGAGCGCAAGAAGAAGAUGUCCUUCUUCAACUGGUGGAACUCAGCAUUGUGUGCCGCAUUAAUAUUCUCGUCGACUGUGAUCGCCUACGUGCAGGACCACGUUAGCUGGGUCGCGGCCGAUGUCGUUAUCAUCUCCGUCAUGGGCUUUGCGGUGGUGCUUUUUUGGGCCGGUCGGUCGCUCUACCGCUUCCAAAAGCCCGCGGGUAGCCCAUUCACGCCGCUAGCUCGCGUGCUUGUCGCCGCUUUUGUCAAGAGGAAGCUUCCGUGCCCGUCGGGGAGUGAUGGGCUUUACGAGGUUCCGAUGGGGGACAAGGCAACUCGGGGGAGGCUCCUCGUCCGCACGGAUCGACUCAAAUUUCUCGACAAAGCUGCAAUCAUCGAAAACGGACAAAGCUUGCCCGACGAGCCGAACUCGUGGAGACUAGCGACUGUGACCCAAGUCGAGGAACUAAAGCUUGUCCUCAACGUGAUCGCCAUUUGGAUUACAACCGUACCCUUCGCGACAAGCCUAGUGCAGGCGACCACGUUCUUCAUCAAGCAAGGGAUGAUGCUCGACCGCACGCUCGGCAAGCACAACUUCUCCAUCCCGCCCGCCUCAAUGUAUGCGUUGUCCUCGAUCGGCAUGAUUGCCAUGAUCGCAAUUUACGAUUACGCCCUCGAGCCCCUCGUUCGGAAAAUCACGGGCCGCGAGAGGGGAAUAACCGUCCUCCGGAGGAUCGGCAUCGGCAUGGCCGUAUGCAUCCUCACCAUGUCGGUGGCGGCUGUCGUCGAGCGGCGGCGACUCGACUUGGUCCGGCGAGACCCGGCCCGCGGGUCGGCCUCGAUGAGCUUUUUCUGGUUGGCUCCGCAGUUUUUGCUAAUCGGGAUAGGGGACGCGUUCGCGUUCGUCGGGCUUCAAGAAUUUUGCUACGGCGAACUGCCCGACUCGAUGAGGAGCUUGGGAGUCGGUUUGUACUUUUGCAUGCUCGGGGCCGCAAAUUUCGUGAGCAGUCUUUUGAUAACGGUGGUAGACCGCGUGACGAGAAUCGGCGGGAAGAGUUGGUUUGGAAAGGAUUUGAAUAGUAGUCGGGUCGACUGUUUUUAUUGGUUGUUGGCCGGGAUCACGGCUUUGGAUGUUUGCGUUUUCGCGGUCCUUGCUAGCCGGUACACGUACAAGAACGUGAGGAGGUCGACGAGGAACGCGGUUGCCGAUUGUUAUGAGGGGGAAGAUGGUGUUGAAACAUUGACUUAG
Striga hermonthica is the source of this 1746-nucleotide messenger RNA. The record is from the annotation of a GenBank genome assembly. Lineage: Eukaryota; Viridiplantae; Streptophyta; Magnoliopsida; Lamiales; Orobanchaceae.